GGGAUUUGGUGCAAUGCGAACACUUAGGAUGUCUCGGUGUUGCACGCUGUCAGAUAGGAAGGCGGGAGGGAACAGCAACCUCCCACUCCUCCUAUUGCUAUAACAACCACAGGGCGGUCUGUCGGUGUGUCGGUCGGUGUGUGUGACUCGAUGCCACAGCGGCUCGGAUGCGAGACAGCCAGCUGUCCUCCUCAGACCCAGGAUCGCCGCAUCGCCGCCCGCCCUGACACUGACUGGAUCCCGGCCGGAGAGCAGCGGCGGGAGGAAGAAGAAGAGGAGGAGGAGGAGGGAGAGCCUGUGUGUUUCCCCCCCUCCACAGUGUGUCUGAACAGCGGGGAAGCUCAGUGUCGGGAUCCGCUACGUCAAACAGAUUAGUCAAAUAACCUCUCGGGGGUAGGACAUACCUCCCCUCAUCGGGCUGAGGAAGCGAGAUAGUCUGCGCUGACGAGCAGCCAGGAAGCCCCUGGCGAAAAACAGAAGUGCACUACUUUUUCUUUUUCUUUUUUCUUUUGUGUGUUAGACGUCUGUGGCGGUGGUGCUGAGCCUCCAGCAGCGUCUCUUCUUCUUCUUCUUCUUCUCUUCUUCUUCUCCUUCUUCUUCUCCCCCUUCUUCUUCUUCUUCUCCUUGUUCUGCUUCCCGCCCUCAACCCCUGGUGAGAAAUGGCGAAAGAAAACGGCGAGUCCAGCGAUGGAUCUUGGAAAAAGCACGUCGAGGACAUCAAGAAGAUCUUUGACUUCAAGGAAGUCCUUGGGACCGGUGCGUUUUCUGAAGUGGUGAUGGCUCGGGAGAAGGCCACGGGUAAGAUGGUUGCAAUCAAGUGCAUCCCGAAAAAAGCGCUGAAGGGGAAGGAGACGAGCAUCGAAAAUGAAAUCGCCGUGCUCAGGAGGAUAAAGCAUGAGAAUAUCGUGGCUCUGGAGGACAUCUACGAGAGCUCAAACCACCUGUACCUCAUAAUGCAGCUGGUGUCUGGAGGUGAGCUGUUUGACCGCAUCGUGGAGAAAGGCUUCUACACAGAGAUGGACGCCAGUCGGCUCAUUCGACAGGUCCUGGAUGCGGUCAACUAUUUGCACUCCAUGGGCAUCGUACACAGAGACCUAAAGCCUGAGAACCUGCUGUACUUCAGUCCCCAUGAUGAAUCAAAGAUCAUGAUCAGCGACUUUGGCUUAUCAAAGAUGGAGGGAACAGGCGAUGUGAUGGCCACCGCCUGUGGGACUCCAGGAUAUGUGGCUCCUGAGGUUUUAGCCCAGAAGCCUUACAGUAAAGCUGUGGACUGCUGGUCUAUUGGCGUCAUUGCUUAUAUUCUGCUCUGCGGCUACCCACCUUUCUACGACGAGAACGAUUCGAAGCUCUUCGAGCAGAUUCUGAAGGCCGACUAUGAGUUUGACGCGCCGUAUUGGGAUGACAUAUCAGACUCCGCCAAAGACUUCAUCAGCUGCCUAAUGGAAAAGGACCCGGAGAAGCGAUUCACAUGUGACCAGGCUCUCCAGCACCCUUGGAUUGCUGGAGGCACUGCGCUCUGCAAGAACAUACAUGAAUCAGUCAGCCGACAGAUGCGGAAAAACUUUGCCAAAAGCAAAUGGAGGCAAGCUUUUAAUGCGACGGCUGUGAUCCGCCACAUGAGGCGCCUGCAGCUGGGCACCAGCUUUGGCAGCAGCAUCCACAACACCAACUCUGUGUCCGGCCCUCAGAGCCGAGCUCCAGCCAAGAGCCAGUCUGUGGACUGCGCCCCGCUCUCCCCGACGGACCGUCCUCCAAUAGCUCCGUUGCCCUCUGCUGUUAAUGCAUAUGAUCAGGACUCUGACGCCCCCUCACCGGUCUGUGAGGAGCCAUCUGUGGUUGCCGAGCCACCGCGGCCACGACCCUCCACCGUCACGGUCAUCCACACUGGGACUAAAUGACGCCAGGUUCCGCGGGAGGUGAGCUGGGAGACCACGGAGCUUUGAGACGGUGAUAAAAAACCAUCCAAGGCCUCAAUGUUGUCGCCCAGUUUGCCCAUCCCGCAGCCUCCCAUCUGUUUCUGCCAAACCACGGGAGGAAAUUGAGGAGCAUUGGCUUCGCUCCAUUUACCAUGGCUCAGCAAGGCACCGCACCGCUUACCUUCCUGCUGUCACACUGACCUGGAAGUACAGAGGGGAAGAUGCUCACCAGAGGUUGAAGCCUUGUCCAACCUGGAUCAUGGCUGUCUGGCAAGACAGACAAGCAGCUGUUCUGGGAAGUGCCACACUAAAGGGAACUCUUUUUGUAGCUGCUAUCAUUUUGGACUGCGAGUGUCUUGAGACAAGGACGCUCCGCUGUAUGCCUUGUGUAAAUAUCCUGCCUGGAACUGUUGAGUGGAGUCAUGUUAUGCAAGUGAAAUAUAAGCUUCAAGCCGUGGUAAAUAAUCGUCACAUCAUCUGCACUCUGGACUUCUUGUCGUUUUGACAGCUCUCGUUAAUUUGCUGUGGUAUUUGCUACAAUGGCUUGCAGGGUAAUAACUCCCAACAGUGUGACAGUGUGUAUUCUCUCUUUGCUUUAACGUGCGUGGACAUGAAACACGAGCAGGACGGUGUGCUUCAGUUGCACUAAUGUAUUGGAUUAUUUAUUUUCUUACAAUAUAUUCUGACUUUUUUUGUAAGACUACCACUUGCAGAAAUGUGUAAAUGUCUUAUUAGAUUGGACUGACCAGUUAUUGAAUUAAAUGAUAAACAUACAGUAUCUUAAUAGCCGUUGCUUUGUAAUUGCUGUUUUUAUUGGAAUAAUCAGUCUUGACUGUGAACUCCUCCUGGACCACAGGAGGGCGACCUCGUGUUGUUGCUGUGUGACCAGUUCUCAGGGAUGUGCUCCAACAUGAAGCCAACCAAACGCCCCCUCAGAGUGACGAGGACGGCGAAAAGUGAAACCUCCAAAUACUGCAUGUUGCUCUAAUGUGCCAUUACGAGAGCUCGACAGAUGCUUCCCUUUCUUUAAAUCCCCCCUUUAUUGACUGUAUGAGCGUAAUGUAACUCGUACCGAAUGGAUUGUCCUCCCUUUAAAGACCUUGAAGUACAUUUGGAUUUAAAGAAAUUGUUUAUCAGUGAAGUGUGUGUUCACGUGUGCAGUAAAACCUGUAAAAAGACAAGUGAAUGCAGAUAUUACUCGACUGCUCCCAAUGCAGAAUCGUCAAGUCGUACAGUUCAGUAGUUUGUAUUGUCGUGCUCUGCUUCCGCUCAUGAAGUGGCUGGUCUGAAAAAACAUUCGCUCCCUCUGUGUUUAAUCACUGUGCUUUCAUACCAGCCCGUUGAAUUUAGCAGAGAGCAGCUUUCUCCUGCUCUCACUCCCGCUCGCUCUCCAGAGACCUUCACACAGAGAAGAGAAGGGAAUCUGUCUUUGUAUUUCUCUCUGUGGGCCCCAUGUUCAAUUUGCAAUCACUCAAAAGGGGGGAACAAGUAAAGACGGGAACACUCCAGCAGAACAUGCCUGAUGACGAGGGCUUUGCAAAUCUUGAAUUAUCUGAAAAUGUUGUGGUGAAUGUUUGACUUGACUGUAAAUACAGAAACUCAACAACACACUUAGCUUGGGUCUUGAGUGUUUAUUUUUGUCUUUCCUGUGUAUUUUUAUUUCUCCACAGAAAACAUCAAAAAACAGAAAUCAAACUAUGAAGCGUUAAAAAAGCCCCGUCGGUUUGCAUGUAUUACAUAUUAUUGCAGAAAUGUUCUUUGGAGUUGUAGAAAUUCAUGUAUUAAAAAAAGAGGCUUGUUUGCA
Messenger RNA from Acanthopagrus latus (yellowfin seabream), 3720 nucleotides. It is a transcript of the gene camk1db, whose product is annotated as calcium/calmodulin-dependent protein kinase 1Db. Gene Ontology annotation, molecular function: ATP binding; calmodulin binding; calcium/calmodulin-dependent protein kinase activity. Gene Ontology annotation, biological process: peptidyl-serine phosphorylation. The coding region runs from base 660 to 1898 and encodes 412 amino acids. NCBI's taxonomy places the organism in Eukaryota, Metazoa, Chordata, Actinopteri, Spariformes, Sparidae. The record is from RefSeq and is a predicted model, not a curated record. Gene Ontology annotation, cellular component: intracellular anatomical structure; cytoplasm. The transcript is spliced from 11 exons.